Molecule: messenger RNA, 2075 nt
Organism: Caenorhabditis elegans
Lineage: Eukaryota; Metazoa; Nematoda; Chromadorea; Rhabditida; Rhabditidae
Gene: acox-1.6
Product: Acyl-coenzyme A oxidase
Exons: 8
Coding region: 22-2025 (667 amino acids)
Biological process (GO): fatty acid metabolic process; fatty acid beta-oxidation
Cellular component (GO): peroxisome
Molecular function (GO): FAD binding; oxidoreductase activity, acting on the CH-CH group of donors; acyl-CoA oxidase activity
Source: RefSeq, marked reviewed
GAACUCACUGAAAUUUUUGAAAUGAGUCGAUGGAUUCAGCCAGGCGAUAAUGUAGACAUUACCAAUGAACGGAAAAAAGCUACGUUUGACACAGAACGUAUGUCAGCUUGGAUACAUGGAGGGACUGAAGUUAUGAAGCGUCGCCGUGAAAUUCUGGAUUUUGUCAAAAGCGUUGACGACUUCAAAGAUCCGGUUCCAACAGAGUUUAUGUCUCGCGAAGAACGCAUUCUGAACAAUGCUCGUAAAGUUGUGGCAAUGACAAAUAACACCGAUCAGAUUGAUGGAUCUGACUUCUUCGGAGAAGGAAUGUAUUAUCAAGCAUUGACGAUGGGCCGUGAUCUUCAUGCAAUGUCGCUUCAUUACGUUAUGUUUAUUCCAACACUUCAAGGUCAAACUGACGAUGAUCAACUGGACGAGUGGCUUACCAAAGCAAUUUCCCGUGCAGUAGUUGGAACUUAUGCUCAAACAGAACUCGGUCAUGGUACAAACCUUUCAAAACUGGAAACCACUGCAACUUAUGAUCCAGCCACAGAAGAGUUUGUUAUGAACUCGCCAACAAUCACUGCAGCCAAAUGGUGGCCGGGAGGCUUGGGUAAAUCGUCGAACUACGCUGUGGUUGUUGCACAGUUGUACACAAAAGGAGAGUGUAAAGGACCUCAUCCGUUCAUUGUGCAACUUCGCGAUGAAGACACUCACUAUCCACUCAAGGGAAUUCGUUUGGGAGAUAUUGGACCAAAACUUGGCAUCAAUGGAAAUGACAAUGGAUUCUUACUUUUCGAUAAAGUCAGAAUUCCAAGAAAAGCAUUGCUGAUGAGAUACGCAAAAGUGAAUCCAGAUGGAACUUACAUUGCUCCGGCUCAUUCCAAAUUGGGAUAUGGAACUAUGGUGUUUGUGAGAUCAAUUAUGAUCAAGGAUCAGUCGACUCAACUUGCGGCAGCUGCAACAAUUGCUACGAGAUAUGCAGCAGUGAGAAGACAGGGAGAAAUCACUCCAGGAAAAGGGGAAGUUCAAAUCAUUGACUACCAAACCCAACAAUUUCGUGUCUUCCCUCAACUCGCCAGAGCGUUUGCUUUCAUGGCAGCGGCCACUGAAAUCCGUGAUCUCUACAUGACAGUCACCGAGCAGCUUACACAUGGAAACACCGAACUUCUCGCCGAGCUUCAUGUCUUGUCUUCCGGUCUCAAGUCGUUAGUGUCGUGGGAUACUGCUCAAGGAAUUGAGCAAUGCAGAUUGGCGUGUGGAGGUCAUGGGUAUUCACAAGCUUCUGGAUUCCCAGAAAUCUAUGGAUAUGCUGUUGGUGGAUGCACUUACGAGGGUGAAAAUAUUGUGAUGCUUCUGCAAGUAGCAAGAUUCCUGAUGAAAGCAGCCGAAGGAGUUAGAAAAGGAACUGCUAACCUAGCAGACAUCGGAGCUUACAUUGGAAAGCCUGGAAGGAAAACCUCGCGCUUAACAACUCACCACCACUACACAGAUGCUGAUAUCGUUGAAGAUCUUGAGCACGUUGCUCGCAAACAAGUAUUCCGAGCCUACGACCGCCUGAAAAAGGCUCAGGAGCAUCUUCGUCCGGAAGAUGCUUGGAACUCGGUUUCUGUGGAACUUGCUAAAGCUUCGAGAUGGCACGUUCGUCUGUAUCUCGUGAAGAACUUAUUGCACAAAGUUUCUAUUGCUCCUCAGGAUUUGAAGAUUGUGCUCUUCGAUGUUGCUCGGCUGUAUGCUUAUGACAUCAUUACAUCAUCAAUUGGAGCAUUUUUGGAGGAUGGCUACAUGAGCUCUAAUCAGAUGAAUGAAGUUAAAGAAGGUAUUUAUAAAUGCUUGUCCAAUAUGCGUCCAAAUGCGGUUGGCCUAGUUGACUGUUGGGAUUAUGACGAUAAAGAGCUCAAAUCAGUUUUGGGAAGACGUGACGGAAACGUGUACCCUGCUCUUCUCCAGUGGGCUCAAAAUAGUCAACUCAACAGAUCGGAAGUUCUUCCGGCCUACGAAAAGUAUCUUGGUCCAAUGAUGAAAGACGCUCGAUCAAAAUUGUAAUCGGUUGUUUUUUUGUUGCUGUAUAGUUAUAUAAAUAUUUAUUAUUACGA